AUGUCGCGUCCCGCGGGUUACAAGGGUUCGGGUCAGCUUCACGAAAGAAAGCAUUCGCCAGUAGCCUCGUCGUCCCCGUCCCCGUUCGUCCCAAACAGCAGUGGUAGCAACCCUCGCAACUUACCUUCCUCCAAUCUUAGUAACCCACGCAGCGUUUUACAGACUCACCACGCCUAUUACUCCUCGUCGCCACCCGAUCACGACGACUCUGACGACGCUCGCGAAACGUCGGGUGCGAGAGCGUUCGGUUUCGCUUCGGGUGCCGUUUUGUCGUCGCGCGCGCGCGCGACAGUCGCAGCAGUAGCAGGGCAUCUGCAGCGCGUGCGGGCGACCGUCGCCGUGGACGCGAUAACAGUCCUAACAGCGGGCCUAGUGGCACUGGCGCUAUGGGCGGCACUGUGGUUGCAAGACGAAGUGCAGUUGCUAGCAGCACCGCAGGGCACAUGCCCCUCGCUCCCGGAUUUUCCCCCAGAGGAAGCUGAUGUUUUAGGGAGGGUUCCGCAGUAUGGGAAGUUUGACCUAAGCGCGCCUAUGGUGGGGAAAUAUCUAAAGCUUAUACAUAAGUACCUGGAGCCCUGGCAACCUAUACCGGGGAUUGAGUCUGGUUUGGGCCAUACCGGCUUCGUCACUCCCGAGGCUCUCUACCGCUUGGCUCGGCAGCCGUCUGUCAUGUCAUGUUCCGGCCAUGUUAAGGUGAUCAACGGAAAGGUGUUCUUCCGGUACGGUGGCUUCUGGCAUGUCUACUACCGCCUCAACCGCUUUCUACAAACAGUCAAGAUGAUUCAGGAUGCAAUCGACGUGUACGGCUUGACAGAUCUACGGUUAGAGAUGAUAGUCAACACGUGCGACCACCCGCAGUCGUUCUACAGCAGCCACUGGGCUGACCGUGCUGGUUACCCUGUCAUGAGCAUGGGGUUCACGGUAGACACCAUGGACAUACCCAUCCCUGACCCGCUCGACCUGACAGAGGAUUACACUCCUGAUCUGAGCACCCAGGUCCCUUGGGAAAGGAAAGAAGCGCGAGCAGUGUUCCGCGGAAAGACCACCAACUUUGACAUGCUGGACGGCAACUGGGGCGCCAACCCGCGCGUGCGGCUGCACCGGCUGUCAGAUGUGCACUCGGCGCUGAUGGAGGCUCACAUCAACGCGUGGAGCCACGCCAAGCCUGCGGUGAUCAAAGCGAUGGCGGAAGAUGGGCUGUUGCUGGCGAAACGCAUGAACUUCACUCAAUUCAACGCGUUCAAGUACCAGGUGAUUGUUGAUGGGGGAGGUGGCAGCUGCAGGACGUGCGGAGUUCUGCGAUCCAAUCAGCUGAGCAUCCGCCAGGAGACUCCCUUGUUUCAGUUCUAUGAGCCGCUGCUAGAGGAUGGGGUGCACUGGCUGGUUACCACCCGCACAUUCUCCGAUCUCCCUGCUAAGAUACGCUGGGCCCAAGAGAACGACGACGCAGCACAGCGGCUGGUGCAUGCAGCGAACCACAUGGCGCAGUAUGCCUGCACGUGGAGUGGCAGGCGGCUGUACUGGGCGCUGCUGCUCGUCAAGUACCAUGACGUCUUGCAGGACCCGUCGGCCAUCACUGAGCCUACUGCCAACGAGAUGUGCACCAAGCAGCCCCUUCUACAGCCCCCACCCAACGCCACCAACCCUGCUCUCGUGCACUGUGCCGACCCCGACGCUCCCAAGCACCAGCCUGACUGCGCAUUCUUCUGUGCCAAGGCCACCAUUCCCGACUCGGGGCUCAUCUGGCUGCGAGCAGACGUGCUGAGAGGGCUCAAGAAGAUUGGCCCACCGUGA
This is a messenger RNA of Closterium sp. NIES-65, 1794 nucleotides long. The record is from the annotation of a GenBank genome assembly. NCBI's taxonomy places the organism in Eukaryota, Viridiplantae, Streptophyta, Zygnematophyceae, Desmidiales, Closteriaceae.